Gongylonema pulchrum is the source of this 198-nucleotide messenger RNA. NCBI's taxonomy places the organism in Eukaryota, Metazoa, Nematoda, Chromadorea, Rhabditida, Gongylonematidae. The record is from the annotation of a GenBank genome assembly.
AUGCGGGCUGAUUCGGAGCUGAAUUCAUCAGAAACACUGGCAUACAGUCCAGUGAUAAAACGAUAUGUUUAUGAUCCGGGAACUCUGACACACAAGGAAUACAUCAUUAAAAUGCACAGAGAUGGAGAAGUGCCAGCCCAUGAAUAUUUGGACGUACAAAGCUUUGCUGCAACUUCGAGCCCCUUUGGUAAGCUUUAA